UUAAUUUUUCUUUCUUUUCGUUUUUUUUGGUCGCUAGGAAGAAACUUUGAGAAGAGGCCGCGUCGAAGUGAGAUCUGCUCUAGCGCGACGCGAUGGCUCAGGGGCAGGGCGAAUCGGAGGCGGCAGCGGCGGCGGCAGCAGAGGCAGUGACGGGACAGCAGCAGCAGCAAAAGGGUUACGCGGUGGAGUUGUACUUCGAUCCGGCGCUGGAGAACCAGGUGCUGAAGGCGUGGAACGUCCUCGCCCGCCGCCAGAUCAGCACCAAACUCAUCGAGAUCUCCGCCCGCCCCCAUCUCACCCUUCUCUCCGUUCCUUCCCUCGAUCCGCUCCGCCUCCAGCUCCCCAUCCGAACCCUCGCCGCCCGCCUCGACCCCCUCCCCCUCUCCCUUUCAUCCGUCGGCGCCUUCCCUUCCACCUCCCCCUCAGACGCCGGAAAAGGAGGAGGAGGCGUGCUAUUCCUCGCCCCUACCCCAUCCGCCGCCCUCCUCCACCUCCACUCCCAGGUGUGCGACGCCCUUCGCAAGGAAGGGAUCGAACCGCCCGAGGAGUUCCGCCCUGAUUCCUGGGUUCCACAUUGCUCCGUCGCCCAGGAUGUGCCACGGAACCGCAUCGCUGACGCUUUCUGCAUCCUUCGGGACCUCAAGCUGCCUGUCUCCGGGUACGCCAUGGACAUCGGGCUCGUCGAGUUCUCCCCUGUGCAGGAGAUAUUCUCCUUCCCUCUCGGAAGCAAUUCUGAAUCUUGAGGUAAACAUUUGAAGGACAUCGACAAUUCGGGCAGGUAGAAAGAGCUGCGAGUACAUCAUUUUGGUGUUUACUUUUGUGGGGCUUAUUCUUCUAAUCCAGUAUUUAUUCAAGCCAUAAAAAUGAAUAGGAAUAUUUGAUCUUCUUGAAUGAUGUAUGAAAUGUUCAACUUAUCUUGAUUAGGUUUCCUGCAAGCAUUUGUAUGCCACUAACUUGGGGUCUUGUACCAGUUCUCUGUUUAUACAAUUUAGAGGCAAUGAUCAAUUUGCUGUCUAAAAUA
Zingiber officinale is the source of this 1021-nucleotide messenger RNA. RefSeq lists its product as uncharacterized. The record is from RefSeq and is a predicted model, not a curated record. The coding region runs from base 93 to 743 and encodes 216 amino acids. Lineage: Eukaryota; Viridiplantae; Streptophyta; Magnoliopsida; Zingiberales; Zingiberaceae. The transcript has 2 exons.